Chlamydomonas reinhardtii is the source of this 2110-nucleotide messenger RNA. RefSeq lists its product as uncharacterized. Gene Ontology annotation, cellular component: nucleus. Gene Ontology annotation, molecular function: cysteine-type deubiquitinase activity; ubiquitin binding. NCBI's taxonomy places the organism in Eukaryota, Viridiplantae, Chlorophyta, Chlorophyceae, Chlamydomonadales, Chlamydomonadaceae. Gene Ontology annotation, biological process: protein K48-linked deubiquitination. The record is from RefSeq and is a predicted model, not a curated record. The coding region runs from base 73 to 897 and encodes 274 amino acids. The transcript is spliced from 6 exons.
CUAGGCCCCUGGUGCGUAGGCGCGACCAGGGGCCGAAUGCCCAGGACAUGGCAAGCAGCUGGCCCUUGAUGCAUGCGAUGGAGCUUCUACCGCGCGGCGCUGUUCGGGCUGCUGGAGCACGUGCUGGCGGCGCCAGACCCGCAGCUGGCGGAGCGGCUGGACUUGGUGGUGUCGCGGCACCUGGCGCGACUGGACGAGCCGCAGUUCCAGCAGCAACCCCCGCCCACCAGCCCGGCCGCAAACGACGGCCGUGGCGCCGGCAUGAGCCCGCUGAGGCUGACGCCAGCGCGUGGCGACCCGGCCUUUGCCCCCAUGCAUGCUUCGCCGGGCCAGCCUGCUGCGGCUGCGGCUGCGGCCGGCGCGCAGGUGCCCCCACGGGACGACCCUGCGGCCUACCGCGGCGGCCAGCGGCUGCUACGCCUUUUGCGCACCGCCUGGUUCAAGUGCCCCGACGCGCCGCGGCCGUCCGACGUGUCCAGCCUGGAGCGCCUCUUUAACAGCGUCGAGCAGAGCGGUGAGGUGAUCCGCUUCGCACGCAGCCUGACGGCGCGGGAGCUGAUGGCGGCGGAGGAGUUAUACACUCCCUUCAUUCCCGGCUGCGGAGGGGACUACACGGGCCUGACUCUGCGCCAGAUCUGUGAGCGGCACGUGCUGCCCAUGGGCGUGGAGGUUGAGCAGCUGCAGAUCAUCGCGGCCUGCACGGCGCUGGGUGUGACGCUGGCGGUGCUGGACGUGGCGGGCAGUGCGGUGGGAGCCAUCAAGCACGGCCCCGCGGCGCAGCAGCAUGGCCCGCCGGUGGCCUGGGUGGCGCACCUGCCCGGCCAUUACGACGUUAUCUACCCCGCACGGCCGUUGGACGUGGCGCCGGGGGGGCAACUAGUGGCGGCAAUUAUAUAAAGCGAGGCGAGUAUGUAACUGUGCCUCGCGUGGAGGACGUCAGUAUGGUGCGAAGUGGUAUGAGGGCCCAGGUGUAAGGGUGCUCUCGCCCCCGCCCCCGUUGUCAAAGCACAGGCCACGCUCUUCUCCUUGCUCUUUUGCAUUGGGUUCGCUUCAGUUUGGGCUGGUAUCUACACCUUCCCCCCUCCUGCUCUCGCCACUUCAUUUGGAAUACGGGCAGGCUGCGGUUGCCGUGUGCCGUGCCUGGUUCAGGGAAUGGCCCACAGCUGUAACCAUUCGAUGCUAUAAGACUGCAGACUUGCGACAUGGAUGCAGCGGCAGCAGACGGUAUGGCAGGUUUGCGAGUGACAUUGGGAGUCUUUGGCGCCAGCCCCAGUGCACGGGCUGAAAACCGCCUUGAGACCCGCACUGCAUUGCGGGCCCACAUUUGCAAUGGUGACGGCACUGGCAUUUUGUCGAUGGCGUGUAAGUUUCAGGCGGCGGCCACGUCCACGCGUGACAGUGACGACCCCGGCAGCUUCUCCUUCGGUUGGCAUUAAGCUCUGUGCUUCAAGCUGUGUGCGCCCGCCGUGUAUCGUUGCUGUUGUGGCCACAAAGCACUACCGUACGCCGGGCCCAGCAGGGGGGAGCCGUUAGCAGAGCGGCGAGCGGGCGGCGGUGGCAGGAGUGGCAGAUAAGGGACUCCCUUGAUGGCGGAGUUUUGAGGUGUUACUUUGCGACGGAUAGAUGAGGCCGUGGUUGGAAAUGCUGUAGCAACUUUGGCGGGGCCAGGCGUGGCGGCAGAGGCUAGGACAGGGGCGACGGCAGCGACUAGGGCUGCAGUGUGGACGGCUGCCCACACCUGACAAUGAACCCGACGGCCUGGCAGGCUUUGUCAGCAGGGGACCUCUUGCACGGCCGUCGCUGCACCGCAAGAAGCUUUCUGCCCUGAUCAAAGCUGCAGGCUGCACAGCUGGCAUGGGUGGGUUGUGGGUGGCAAUGGGUCAGGCCAGUCCCAUUUAACAGCAUUGCGAAAGUGCGCAUGGCAGCGCUGCUGGGUGCGCACCCGUAGGAGGGUCCCGCGGACACCCCCUCUCAGCACCCAAUACUGGAUGCCUGUCCCGAUGGUUGUGUUGCUCGCUGUAGACUGAUGUACCUGAGAGACACAGGAGAUGGCUGAGCGACCGCGCUGAGCGACUGUGGACCCGCUAUCGUUGAGGGAAACGGUUCACGA